UUUUGGGUUUAGCUCUCAGGAGUUUCUGGAGGAGUCGUUUGAAUGUUCGGUGUGGCGCGAUUAUUUCAAAUGUUGGGGGAUAUCGGCCAAUAGCAGAGAUUAAGAUGAGAGUCUGCGGUUUUACAGAGGGUGCCAAUCUAAGGAUUUUACAUUGGUCUGCUUAACUUAACCAUGAAGCCCCUAUAAAACUUUGGAGAGACCAACAGGGAAAUGUAUCAGAGCAAAGCUGGUGCAGCAUUCAGCUACGGGCCUUACACCGAGAUGUCAGCACGACUGGACCUGAACGUACACAAGACACUUACGGAUUUAGCCACAUCCAGCCCUAAUCUUGAUACUGUCACGUCCAGUCCAAAUCUGCAGUGGCUGCUGGAGUCCUCUGUAGUUUCUGAAGCCGAGGCCGUCUGGGAGACGUUAGCCUCAUUUUUGCCCUCCACACUGCCAAACUGCCCCUGUGUCUCCCAGUGCUCUAGUCCAAACCUGCUCCAUUCUGGGACAGCGAGGACACCUGAAUCUACUUCUCUCUAGAGAUCUAUUUUUGUUUUACCCUCUGAAUCACUUCUAGAAAGCCGUAGAGGAGUGUGAGAGGAGGCGAGCCCGCAGGGAAAGGAACAGAAUAGCCGCAGCUAGAUGUCGGGAUCGUCGCCGCAUGCUUACGGACACAUUACAAAACGAGACUGAGCGCUUGGAGCGUGUGAAAUCUCAGCUGGAAGAGGAGAUUGCUGGGCUUGAGAGGGAGAGAGAGAGGCUGGAGUUAGUCCUGGAGGCCCAUAGGCCCGCCUGCAAGAUGAAUGGCUCCAAUCGUUAAUAACCGUCAACUCUGAACAAGUUCAGAACUGAGUCUGCAGAGAAUGUCGAUGGAACUAGACGUAUUUGUGGGGAACACCACCAUCAUUGAUGAAGAGGUGUACCAGCUGUGGUUGGAUGGGCAUUCAGUGAGCGAUGCGGUGAGGAUGCGGCUGGAGAGCGAUGCUCUGAGCGAGUGUGAGGCCAGUGGAGAAGUGCUGCACAGUGACACCAUGGACCAAUACAGAACCUUCCAGAUGUGCGAGCGACUCCUUCACUGCCCUUCUAAGCUGGCCAAUCAGCUGCUUUUCCAGAUUCCUGCCCAUCGCCAGGCCAUGCUCAUUGAGAGAUACUAUGAGUUUGACCAUACAUUUGCCAGAGAGGUUCUGGGAAAGAAACUCUCUAAAGGGACCAAGAAGGACUUAGAUGACAUCAGCUUGAAGACUGGGGUUGCUCUGAAGAGCUGCCGUCGACAGUUUGAUAAUUUCAAGCGAGUAUUUAAAGUGGUAGAGGAGCUGAAGGGCCCCCUGGUGGAGAAUGUGCAGCAUCACUUCCUUCUGUCUGAUUCACUGGCCAGGGACUACGCUGCUGUUGUAUUUUUUGCGAACAGUCGCUUUGAGACAGGGAAGAGGAAACUGCAGUAUCUGUCUUUUCAGGAUUUUGCUUUCUGUGCUGGCCAGCUCAUCAGCUAUUGGACUGUAGGGGCCGUUGAUAACAUGAUGGAAGACAUGGACGUAGAUCUGGAGAAAGAGUUUCUGCAUGAUUUGAAAGACCUGAAGGUUCUGGUUAAUGAUAAGGACAUGCUGGACCAACAUAAAAGCCUAGUGUGUUACCAGCUGAAGGGAAAAAUCAAAGCCUUCAGUGAGAUGGAGGCCAACUUUAAGAAUCUCUCUAGAGCCUUGAUUAACAUCGCCUCCAAACUCACAAAUACCAAAGAUGUGCGGGAUCUGUUUAUCGAUCUUGUGGAGAAGUUCAUUGAACCAUGCCGAUCUGAUAAAUGGACGGUUGGAGACCUCACACUUUUCCUCACCCACUACACUAGCACUGCACACACACUUGAGAUGUUCAGGUUUCAAAUUCUAUGGGAAAGAUACAUGGGCGUCAUUAAAAGUUGCAUCUUAAAAAUGUAUCAUGAUUAAAACAGUGUUCAUGUCAAACCUCUUCUAUCUCCUCACCUCAUAGCUGGUCUCUGUGGUGUGAUAUUUACAUUAUCUAUGUUCUUUUUAGCACCUUCUAUAAAAAUGUGAACUCAGUUUGUUAUUGUUAAAUAGUUUGUACUGGAGACUAUACUGAGUAAAAAUAUUUUACAUAGAAA
This is a messenger RNA of Pygocentrus nattereri (red-bellied piranha), 2098 nucleotides long. RefSeq names its product acidic fibroblast growth factor intracellular-binding protein B. The coding region runs from base 849 to 1922 and encodes 357 amino acids. Gene Ontology annotation, cellular component: nucleus. The transcript is spliced from 14 exons. Lineage: Eukaryota; Metazoa; Chordata; Actinopteri; Characiformes; Serrasalmidae. Gene Ontology annotation, molecular function: fibroblast growth factor binding. Gene Ontology annotation, biological process: platelet aggregation. The record is from RefSeq and is a predicted model, not a curated record.